Molecule: messenger RNA, 1479 nt
Organism: Grosmannia clavigera kw1407
Lineage: Eukaryota; Fungi; Ascomycota; Sordariomycetes; Ophiostomatales; Ophiostomataceae
Product: 6-phosphogluconate dehydrogenase
Exons: 5
Coding region: 1-1479 (492 amino acids)
Biological process (GO): pentose-phosphate shunt; pentose-phosphate shunt, oxidative branch
Cellular component (GO): cytosol
Molecular function (GO): NADP binding; phosphogluconate dehydrogenase (decarboxylating) activity
Source: RefSeq, a predicted model, not a curated record
AUGUCUGGCCCCGUCGCUGAUCUCGGCCUCAUUGGCCUGGCCGUCAUGGGCCAAAACCUGAUCCUUAACAUGGCCGACCACGGCUUCACCAUCUGCGCCUUUAACCGCACCGUGUCCAAGGUCGACAAGUUCCUGGCCAACGAAGCCAAGGGCAAGUCCAUUGUCGGUGCCCACACCACCGAGGAGUUCGUGUCCAAGCUCAAGACCCCCCGUCGGGUCAUGCUCCUGGUCCAGGCUGGCCAGGCUGUCGACGACUGGAUCGAGACCCUUCUUCCUCUUCUUGAGAAGGGCGACAUCAUCAUUGACGGUGGCAACUCCCACUUCCCCGAUUCCAACCGGAGAUGCAAAUACCUGGCUACCAAGGGCCUUAGCUUUGUCGGCUCUGGCGUUUCCGGUGGUGAGGAGGGUGCCCGCUACGGCCCCUCCCUGAUGCCCGGUGGUGAUGAGAAGGCAUGGCCUCACAUCAAGGACAUUUUCCAGAGCGUCUCCGCCAAGAGCGACGGCGAGGCCUGCUGUGACUGGGUCGGUGACGAGGGUGCUGGCCACUACGUCAAGAUGGUCCACAACGGUAUCGAGUACGGCGACAUGCAGCUGAUCUCCGAGGCUUACGACAUCAUGAAGCGUGGUCUGGGAAUGACCAACAAGGAGAUUGGUGACGCACUGGCCAAGUGGAACAAGGGCGUCUUGGACUCUUUCCUCAUUGAGAUCACCCGUGACAUUAUGUACUACAACGACGAGGAUGGCACCGCCCUGGUGGAGAAGAUUCUCGACAAGGCUGGCCAGAAGGGCACUGGCAAGUGGACUGCCAUCAACGCCCUGGACCUGGGCAUGCCCGUCACGCUGAUCGCCGAGGCUGUGCUGGCUCGCUGCCUGUCAAGCAUCAAGGACGAGCGCGUUAAGGCCUCGACCAAGCUUCAGUUCGUCGGCCGCGCCAGCACCUUUGAAGGCAACAAGGAGCAGUUCCUUGAGGACCUGGAGCAGGCCCUGUAUGCCUCCAAGAUUAUCUCCUACGCCCAGGGUUUCAUGCUGAUGCAGGAGGCCGCCAAGGAGUACGGCUGGAAGCUGAACAAGCCGUCCAUCGCCCUGAUGUGGCGCGGUGGCUGCAUCAUCCGCUCUGUCUUCCUCAAGGACAUUACUGCUGCGUACCGCAAGGACAAUGACCUGGAGAACCUGCUGUUCGAUGACUUCUUCAACAAGGCCAUCCACAAGGCUCAGCCCGGCUGGCGUGAUGUCGUUUCCAAGGCCGCUCUUCUCGGUAUCCCGACCCCGGCCUUCAGCACUGCUCUGUCGUGGUUCGACGGCUACCGCACCAAGGACCUGCCCGCCAACCUGCUGCAGGCCCAGCGCGACUACUUCGGUGCCCACACGUUCCGUAUCAAGCCGGAGUUCGAGAGCGCCAAGUACCCCAUCGGCCAGGACAUCCACGUCAACUGGACCGGCCGCGGUGGCAACGUGUCUGCCUCUACCUACCAGGCAUAA